Molecule: messenger RNA, 255 nt
Organism: Ascochyta rabiei
Lineage: Eukaryota; Fungi; Ascomycota; Dothideomycetes; Pleosporales; Didymellaceae
Exons: 1
Coding region: 1-255 (84 amino acids)
Source: RefSeq, a predicted model, not a curated record
AUGCAGCUCGCUGCACUUGAAAACGAUCCCUCGACGUACGACAGGGCCACGUUGCGAGAGGAAGUCGACGAGGCUCUACCUGACAGUGGUGGCUUGUUCGUAGACAUUACGCUCGCUUCACUCCAGGAGGAAUCCACGGACGUCGAUUGGCUUCAGCUUGAUCAGGAGCUGGAGAACGGACCUUGGCGUGGCGUCUUUGACAAGGACACUUGCGUCCUGGGCGCUGACAUGCAGCUUCUGGCCAAUACGAGGUGA